Messenger RNA from Gasterosteus aculeatus aculeatus (three-spined stickleback), 6839 nucleotides. Its product is annotated as transmembrane protein 132C. NCBI's taxonomy places the organism in Eukaryota, Metazoa, Chordata, Actinopteri, Perciformes, Gasterosteidae. The record is from RefSeq and is a predicted model, not a curated record.
UCAUUUGAAAAUGACCAGAUGAGGCAUAAGAUAUUUUUACCUGAAAAAAGGAUUUUUCAAUUCCUACUGCAAGACGGACUUUAAUUAAGACAUUUCGACUUCCAUCUAUUUUUGGGGGGAAUUCAUAUUUGCCUACAGACUCAAAGAAACAUGUUGCAUAUCCUUGCACUCCAGUCGGCGGUGUUACUUUUUGCAGUUGCCGACUGUCGAGUCUUAGAGGGACUGCAGAGAUAUUCCUCCCUCCCCACGUACUUGCCUGUCAACUACCAGGUGCUGAACGCGGACUUGGCGUUCUUCCUGAAGGAAGCCAACCAGGACUUCAUGAGGAACUCCAGCCUGAUGUCCCGGACUGAGCCCUUCUUUAUCUACCAGGCCAGGAGUUUGCCCUCAAUGAACACCAGCUACGGGCCUCUCUCCGUGGAGCAGCAGGUCCCCUUGGAGCUCCUACAGAGCCCGGGGACGUUUCCCGCCUCUUCUGUUUUCACCUUCAACUGGAAGGUCCAGACCUUCAUCAUGGACACCAGGAUUCACCUGGCCAAGCCCAGGGUCCAGGUGCUGUUUUACGUCGCAGGCAGGGACUGGGACGACUACAGCGCCAUCGACAAGCUGCCCUGCGUGCACAUGUUUGCCUUCCACGAAACCCAGGAGGUGCGCGGCACGUGCCAGCUCAAGGGCGGGCUGGGGCUGUGCGUGGCCGAGCUGGAGCCCCUGGCCAGCUGGUUCAGCCCGCCCAGCGUAGUGCCGGGACGCCAGAGGAACCUCGAAGCGUCCGAGGGCACGGCGGUGGAGCUCUACUACACGCUGCAGUCCACGGACGCAGGGGAGUGCCACUCGGAGGAGGCCAGGAAGGACACCUUCGUCCGCUCGAGCCAGGAAGGGCUGUUCGGCUCCUACACCUCCACGCCGCUGCGCAGGAUUGGCGGCGUGAGGCUCUACCAGAAUCCCCCCGCGCCGCCCCUCGCCGCGCACAGGCUCGACAACAACUUUAUGGUCAUGGUGCCGGCCGCGCCCGUCAGACAGAGGGAAACCGUCUCUGCCUUCAUCACCGCGUCGGCCGACUCUCCCGUGGAGAUGUUUACUCUCAGAGUGAAAUUAAAAGAAGGACUGACGUUUCUUGGGGCUCGUCCCAGCAAUCCCACCCAGUGGAUAGUUAGUCAGGACGUGAGGAGCGAAGGCCACCGAGUGGUGACUCUGCACUGCCGCAGGAAGGAGUCCGGCUACGAUCAGCAAAGGUAUGACACAGGAGUUCAGAGGGUGCUCCAGGUAGAUCUGAAGAUGGAAAUCUUCCCCGAGCCGCUGGGCAGCCGCUGGAUGGCCUGGCAGGUGGAGUACCCUCCCAGUCGCACCGCCACACAGGAGGCGGAAACGGAGAUCCAACUGGCGCAGGAGGACCUGGCGGGCAUCGUGCCGCUGGCCAUGGAUUCAGAGAUUCUGAACACCGCCGUGCUGACUGGCAAGACGGUGGCCGUCCCUGUGAAAGUGGUGACCAUCGGGGUGGACACAUCUGUCACAGAUGUGUCCGAAGCAGUCAAGUGUCGCACCACAGACGAAGAUGUGGUGAAGGUGUCGGACCGGUGCGACUAUGUGUUUGUGAAUGGCAAGGAGAUGAAGGGCAAGGUGAAGAUGACGGUGAACUUCACCUACGGACACCUGAGUGCUCAGCUGGAGCUCAACGUGUGGAUCCCUCGGCUGCCGCUCCAGAUCGAGGUAUCGGACACGGAGCUGAGCCAAAUCAGAGGGUGGAGGGUCCCCAUCCUGACCCCCAGUCAGAGGUCCACACGGGACAGCGAGGAUGAGGAUGAUGAAGACAGAAGAGGGCGAAGCUGCACUCUUCAGUACCAACAUGCCAUGGUCAGGGUCCUAACGCAUUUUGUAGCCGAGUCAGCUGACCCCCGAGGCCAAACCAGCUUCAUGCUGGGCACUGAUUGGCAGCUGGACAUCACGGAGCUGGUGUGGGACUUCCUGAAAGUAGAGGACCCGAAGAUUGCAAAGCUGCUGGACCGGAGGAUACUGGUGGGACUGGACACGGGGAUGACGACAAUCCAGGUGUUGUCUCCUCUGUCGGACUCCAUCUUGGCAGAGAAGACCAUCACUGUGGUGGAUGACAAAGUGACCAUCACAGAGCUGGGGGUCCAGCUGGUGACGGGCCUUUCUCUGAGCCUUCAGCUCAGUGCGGGAAGCAACAGAGCCAUCCUGGCCACCACAACCACACAGGAGAUCCUGCAGAGCCCCAAACAGGAAGCCUUGAUCAGCGCCUGGCUGCAGUUCAGCGACGGCUCCGUGGCUCCUCUAGACCUGUACGAUGCCGACUUCUUUGUCCUGACGGCCACCUCCCUAGAUGAGGAGAUAGUGACGGUGCAGCAGAACCCCUCGUGGAAGUGGCCUGUCAUCGUGACGGAAGCGGAGGGCCAAGGCCUGCUCGUCAGGGUCGAAAUGACAGUUUGCGAGGUCUGCCAGAAGUUCAAGCGCCGCAGCAUCCUGGCGGCGGGGAACUGCAACGUCCGGGUGAGGUUCGGGCACGGUGACACCUCAAGGGGAGGGAGCAGCGACUACGGCCCCGAUGGAGACGACCUCGAGAACAGAGGCCGGCUCUCGCCGCCCCAGGACCGAACCGGCCCCGACGCUCACUACUACGGCAGCUCCGUCUCCGAAAUGGAGGACGGGGUGUUGAGGAGAGCCACCACCGCCAGAAGCGCAAUAAUGCGCAGACCCAAUGGGGGUAAACUUUCGGAUGACGGCGGGCAGAAAAUGCCAAUUGACUUCGCCGACUUCCCUGCGCAAGUGGACCUGCCCCGCGGCCGCAACAUGGACGACGACCUCAUUCAGACCGCUCGCGGGCUCACGGACCUGGAGAUCGGGAUGUACGCCCUGCUGGGGGUCUUUUGCCUCGCCAUCCUGGUCUUUCUCAUCAACUGCAUUUCAUACACGCUGAAGUACCGGCACAAGGAGCUCUCGAUCGAGGGCCAGGAGAACAUGAACCACGCCCACGAUUGGGUGUGGCUGGGGAACGAGGCCGAGCUGCUGGAGAGCCAGGUCAGCCUGUCGCCCCAGCAGGAGGAGCAGACCUCCAUGAUGGACUCGAGCGGCGGCCUGGAGGAGGGCAGCCACUUGCUGAACGGCAGCUCGGCCCAGAAGAACGUGCAGGGCCAAGUGCACCGCGGCGCCGACACCGGGUGCGUCGCCAAGGACGGCAAAGGAGAAUCGCCCACCACCAAGAGGAAGCGAGUCAAGUUCACCACGUUCACCACCAUCCCCUCGGACAGCAGCUACGCCGCCGUUAACACGCUGACCGGGAGCCGCGGCCAGGACAUCAAGUGGGUUUGCCAAGACGCCGUGCUUGGAGACUCAAAGGAAUUGCGCAAUUACAUGGAAAGGUUAAAUGAGAGCGCUUUAAAUGAGGUGGCAUAAUGUACAGUGUGCACUUGUAACGAACUCACCCUUAUGCCUUUCAGAGGAAAGUGGGUCUGAACAGGAACCGGACCCGCAAACUGCCAAAGGGUCGUUUAAUAUUAGAAGAUUGUUCCACAAGUGACUGAUAAUCACUAAUGAAGAAAAUGACAAUGAAUUAGUAAGUCAGGUGGUUCUUUUUUUUCUUCGUUUGUUUAUCAAAUGAUUACCUUUUUAUCUUCAUUUGAUUAUUACAGGGUUUAGAUUAGAAUAAUCCCAGGACUAUGUAAUAAUUAAACAUGUAGAUUUUAAAACAACCAGUAACAUGUCUAGAUAGAUGUUAAGAAUGUGAGUGCACAUUAAAUGGUUUUGGAAGUUUUGUAACAUUUGGAUAUUAAUUUCUCACGCCAGAUGGAUAGUGUGUGGAAGAGUUCUGGAGAGACCAAAGCAAGCAACCGGAAAUGUCUGCAUGUCGAUGGUAAAGAAGAAAAAAAAAAGGCAUUGCUCUCUGGUUCUUGAUCAUCUUCCUUAACGUGGCAGAAAACAAAAUAUAUAUAUAUAUAUAUAUACAAUUUAUAUAUAUAUAGAACAGUCUCCACAGCAUUGUAUUGUUGCUCUGUAUAUUGUAUUUUUCAUAACAUUUAAGAAAUACACAACGAUGUCAAGAGCGUGUAUCAGCUUUUAUUGACCGCAGCAUCAUUAGGCCUUAUCAACUCUCGAGCCCUAAGGUCAGCUGAGGAAUGUGGUUGAGGAAGAGCAGCCAAUUACACCUUCAUUCUUUGCAUCCGCAGAGCUUUAUAAGUAGAAUUUACCCACAAGCCACAAAACAAUCUGCUCCUCUAUAAUGCUGGUCGGUGGAGGAAGGCAGCACCCAUUAAUGCUCAGUCGGUACCCUAACACGACAGCCAGAGACUAAAUGUGUGUGGACCGGUGCCCCACUCCCCCCCCCAAGUUUAAAGCAAAGUGGCCGUUGAGUAAAAUACCAAUUAAGGUCCCGUUAACCUCAGUCCUGUAGCUCGCUGAAGGACAAACUGGGAUGAAAUGUGCUCUCCAUCUCUCAGGUACAGUGGUGAGAAGAAGAGGGAUAAUUACAUGCAAUGUAGGAAAUGUUCCCUUUUUUGGAAAUGGAUAUUCAAGUAUUUAGAUAAUUGGUCAAAUAAUAAUCAUUUCCCCCAAAAAAAACUCCUAAACAAGGGCAGUCGACUGAAAAAUUGCAUUUUGCUCAGUGAAUGUUAUUAUCGGCACACUGCUGUUGGCUGAUUGCAUUUUUUUUGUUAUUAUUUUCCAUCAAGCAGGGAAAUGUUCACAUUAUGUUAACUGUUGCUGCGGUUUGGGUCGGAUUGUUAAUCAGCGGUCUGCCUGAGAGAAGCGAGGUGAGAUAGUCAUGGAAAUGCCAGCACUACCUUGAGUGUAAUUAUGGGAUGUCGUUUAGAUUAGGUGAGUUAUGUCAGCACUGCAUGCAGCGCCUCCAGACACCUGUUAAGAAAGUUCAGUGGCUUUUCUACUUUUAUUUAAUUUGUUUAAGCAGCCGGUCGAACUAUUCUCUUUUCUUCUUCCGUGAAGCUGCUAUCGAUCCACUGCAUGCCGCACAACUGACUUCCCACGACAUGAAACCUAUUUAUUUAAAACAAGCAAUGAAAGGUAAGUAAAUAGCUGGGGGAGUAACGGGAAAUGUGCUCAUUUUUACCAUUUUCUUUUUGUUAAAGAUGUGAACCUUCCUCUUCUAUUUGAGUUAAAUGUGGAGCAGGAAAUUCCCUCUAGCUGAGAUGAGCACGAAGACUGGAAACAAGGAGGAACAGCUUGCAUGGCUCUGCUCUGCUACACUUCCAAAGCUCACUAAUUCAUUCUCUGCAACAUGUUUCAUUCAAACUGUAUAAACACCGAAGAGCAAAAGAAUUCUCAGAGAACCAUUUGACAUAAACUGCAAGCCAAAUGCGUAAUUCAAGUGUGUUGACUACCGAUCCUCUUGAGGAUCGACACAUUUGUUACCUUUUACACAACUGUUUGCUAAGUGAGCUUCCUGUUUAGCAAACUAAUAUAAUAAAUGGUGAUACCAUUUCUUAUACUGAGUUUAGUUGAGGUGAAACUCAACUCUCACACACACAGACACACACACACAGACGUUUCUGCUGUCCUGUUGUCUGUUUUUGCUGCGUGAUGCUCCUGCGGCCCUGCGGGGGACUGCAGGGGACUGAAGCGAGUCCGCGUUGCUCAGCCUGGUGGACUGUGAAGGGCGAGCUGGUGCAGGUCUAGGAGGGAUUUAACUGUCAGCCACAAGGGCCAUGAUUGAUGGAGGGCCCCGUGUAAUUAAAAAAAAAAAACCCAAAAAACAACAAAAAAAAACUGCGACUCUCUGUCCUUGACCGUCGUCGGUGGCUUCGGCGUCUUCAGGUGGGAGAAGAGCAGCGCAGCCCAUUAAAGACCGACCGCCUCCAACCUCCGGGGCUCCGGCUGAAGACUUUGUGUUCACAACCUGCUGAGAUGCGGCACAAGGCGGCGUAACGAUUUUUCGCUCGCCUCCGUUCUCCGAGCCUGGUGACUCCGACUCAUCUGAGCUGGCCUUGAUGUCUUGACUUCCUUGAGAGGAGAAGAAAAGCCUUCCCCGGGCCUCCGUCUUAAAUGGAUUUUUAAUUAAAUUGAUGAUGUGAGACCAACAAACUCACACUAAUGGUUGGCAGUGCUCCCCGUGGUCCUAAUGUGCCAGGUCUCUAUUUGCAAUUUCCAAAUGAUUAUUCGCGGCUUGAUUCAUGUUGCUUGCUGUGAAUAUUUUUUUUUUUUUUUUUUUUUGCAAUCGCUUGGUAGUAUUUUUCGCAGCGACUAAACGCGCGCAGACAAGCAGUGGCAGAGGAACGGCGAGGUCAUCUCGACCUUCCUGUCUGACCGAUGUUUUUCAUAGACGGAGCCGUAGGGAACCAAAGACAACAGCGUACGCAAACAACACCCCGGUGCCCAAUCUGUGUUUAUGUAAACACACCAUCUCCCACCUGACCGGUGCACCACAGGGGGAAGACCACCACACACACACACACACACAAGUACACAGAAACUUGUCUCACUUACCUUGUAAAUGCUCUUCAAUCACUGCCUGGUCUCCUCACCUCACACCCGACCAAAAGCUUGAUUAGAACUUUUCAAGAAAAGGUUGAUACUCAUUUUGUAGCUUUCUUUAGUUCUCUCAACAAAGGGCACAAAAAGAUUAAAAACCCUACGGUAUGUUUGUCGUUGGCUGGUUUGUCGCUCGAUGCUUUAGGGCCGUCAGUGGCAGAUUAAGAUCUAAAUCAACAGAAUUAAUGAAAAACAACUGUAAUGUCAUUUAAACAGCUGGGCUCAUACAGGAGAUAAUAAAGCAGCUGUUGGGGACUAUUUUUAGCUUUAGACGGAUACAUAUUUUGUGCUCCGGAUUUAUAAAACCGAGACGAUGUUAAUGUUCAUCAUAAUAAAGAAAAACUUCA